This is a messenger RNA of Balaenoptera ricei (Rice's whale), 5475 nucleotides long. It is a transcript of the gene SLC6A20, whose product is annotated as solute carrier family 6 member 20. Lineage: Eukaryota; Metazoa; Chordata; Mammalia; Artiodactyla; Balaenopteridae. Gene Ontology annotation, biological process: sodium ion transmembrane transport. The transcript is spliced from 11 exons. The record is from RefSeq and is a predicted model, not a curated record. Gene Ontology annotation, cellular component: plasma membrane. The coding region runs from base 69 to 1847 and encodes 592 amino acids. Gene Ontology annotation, molecular function: L-proline transmembrane transporter activity.
CCGGGCGGGACGGCGCUCCUGGCGGCCGCGCACCCACCGCACCGCGCCGCGCGCCGAGCUCCGGGGCCAUGGACGAAGCGCGGCCCCUGUGGGCCACCCCGCUGCAGUUCGUGUUCGCCUGCAUCUCGUACGCCGUGGGCCUGGGCAACGUGUGGCGCUUCCCCUACCUGUGCCAGAUGUACGGCGGAGGUAGUUUCCUGGUGCCCUACGUCAUCAUGCUCGCCGUGGAGGGCAUGCCGCUCCUGUACCUGGAACUGGCCGUGGGGCAGCGCAUGCGCCAGGGCAGCAUCGGCGCCUGGAGGACCAUCAGCCCCUACCUCAGUGGCGUUGGCGUGGCCAGUGUGGUGGUGUCCUUCUUCCUCUCCAUGUACUACAAUGUCAUCAACGCCUGGGCCUUCUGGUACCUCUUCCACUCCUUCCAGGAUCCCCUGCCGUGGUCCGUGUGCCCACUGAAUGGUAACCGUACGGGCUACGAUGAGGAGUGUGAGAAGGCUUCCUCGACGCAGUACUUCUGGUACCGGAAAACCCUCAACAUCUCGCCGUCCAUCCAGGAGAGCGGGGCGGUGCAGUGGGAGCCGGCACUGUGCCUCAUCCUGGCCUGGCUCCUGGUGUACUUGUGCAUCCUGCGGGGCACGGAGUCCACCGGCAAGGUGGUGUACUUCACUGCGUUGCUGCCCUACUGCGUGCUCAUGAUCUACCUGGUCAGGGGCCUCACGCUCCACGGAGCCACCAACGGCCUGGCAUACAUGUUCACUCCCAAGAUGGAGCAGCUGGCCAACCCCAAGGCCUGGAUCAACGCAGCCACCCAGAUCUUCUUCUCGCUCGGCUUGGGGUUCGGCAGCCUCAUCGCCUUCGCCAGCUACAACGAGCCCUGCAACGACUGCCAGAAGCACACCGUCAUCGUGUCCAUCAUCAACAGCUCCACCUCCAUCUUUGCCAGCGUCGUCACCUUCUCCAUCUACGGCUUCAAGGCCACCUUCAACUACGAAAGCUGCUUGAACAAGGUGAUUCUGCUGCUGACCAAUUCUUUCGACCUUGAAGAUGGCUUUUUGACAGUCAGCAACCUGGAGGAGGUGAAAAGUUACCUGGCGUCUGCCUACCCCAGCAAGUACAGCGAGGUGUUCCCACAGAUUAAAAACUGCAGCUUGGAAUCGGAGCUGGAAACGGCUGUCCAGGGCACCGGCCUGGCUUUCAUCGUCUACACGGAGGCCAUUAAAAACAUGGAGGUGUCCCAGCUGUGGUCGGUGCUCUACUUCUUCAUGCUGCUGAUGCUGGGCAUUGGAAGCAUGCUGGGGAACACGGCCGCCAUCCUCACCCCUCUGACCGACAGCAAGGUCAUCUCCAGCUACCUGCCCAAGGAGGCAAUCUCAGGUCUGGUGUGCCUCGUCAACUGUGCCAUCGGCUUGGUGUUCACCAUGGAGGCCGGCAACUACUGGUUCGACAUCUUCAACGACUACGCUGCCACGCUGUCCCUGCUGCUCAUUGUCCUGGUGGAGACGGUCGCCGUGUGUUACCUGUACGGACUGAGGCGAUUCGAAAGCGACCUGAAGGCUAUGACUGGACACGCUCUGAACUGGUACUGGAAGGCCAUGUGGGGCGGCGUGAGCCCGCUGCUCAUCAUCAGCCUCUUCGUCUUCUACCUGAGUGACUACAUCAUCACGGGGACCCUGCAGUACCAAGCCUGGGACGCCUCCCAGGGCCAGCUUGUGACCAAGGACUACCCACCGUAUGCACUGGCCAUCAUUGGGCUGCUCGUGGCCUCCUCUACCAUGUGCAUCCCCCUGGGGGCCCUGGGGACUUUCAUCGUGCGCCACCUCAAGCGGGGAGACACAGCCUCCGUGGCCUGAGAGCUGGGCUUCCCCGAGACUGCCGUCAGCUGCUCACUAUCUUACAGCUACUUACGUACAGAUGGAGCCAGCAGCCUCAGCUGCUUUUGGAAGUAUUGACUCCGGAAGCACUCAGCCCAUCGUCUUCUCUAGAAAGGAUUAGGAAGGUGAAAAGAAAGAAGACUCCCUCAGGAGGACACACACCCUGCUCACCGAGCCACCCCGCCCACCCCCCCACCUCCCCCAGAGUCACACGGUGCUUCCUACCUGUCACCACGGAGGCAGAAUUCUCACGGCCAGUCUUGAAGACAACUGCUUGACUCUAGCAAAGUCCUAGAAGUAGGGCACACCGGGAGCUGAAAUUUGACUACAGUUUUUAUGGGAUAAAAUUUAAGGAAUUUUUUUUUUUUCUGAAGAGAUCCCAAAAUACUAGCAGGCAUUCAUUUUUAGAGAAUUUUGAAAAGGAGUUUUUUAACUAAGAUGACUAAUCUGAAUGUCAUCAAUGCAAAAUUAGUUCUUUUUUCAGUCACAGUGAACCUGCAAUCACUGUGUUCUCCUUUGCUAAUAGGAUUGACUGGCCAUAAAGAAAGAAGGCCUUUGUUUGUUUGGAGCUCACAAAAGGAGUCACUUUUCCCUAAUCUGAGGCCUCUCAGUGGGUCCAAGACCAGUCCUCUCUACGAACAACCCCAAACCACCUUCGGCGCUGGUGUCUCACGGCACUGAAGAGCUGCCAGAGCCUCUAUGAGGAUGAAAGUGAAGCUAGCUUUCCCAUAGACCUAAGGUUAUAUUUGGAUAUGAUGACCAACUCUUUAUAGGAAAGACCAUGACCAUAACUUAGUUUUAAAUUAUUUAUCUGUACAUAAGUUUUCUAAAAUGUAUAGAAAGAUGGCUCUCAAACAGAACACCCAGUAAGUGAAGACACACUAUUUAUCAUACAGCACUAGUCCACCUUGUAAACGUCUCCUGUCUUUUAACUGCAAUAAGUAGGUCAAGGUUAUCCCAGAAGUGAGGAGGUCCCUUACUGCUCUAACAUUCCUGAAUUCCAUGUUCUCACUGAAGCACACAAAGUUUCUUUGAGUAGAUUUGUACAGACAUCUUUAAAGACACUUAAACAUUCACCUGGGAAAUCAGCUAGAGAUGGCUUGUCUUUUAAAACUUCGUUUUCAUGCCAUAAACUUCCCUAUAACAAGAAUAGGCAUUAGAAAGGUCUUAGGCAGUCUUGAACUUCCAGCUUCACCUGAUGCCCAUAAAAAGACCACUUGGUGGUGUUAGGUAAGCUGGACAGCCACAUGUAAGUCAAUGAAGUUAGAACACACCCUCACCCCAUAUACAAAAAUAAACUCAAAAUGGCUUAAAGACUUAAAUAUAAGACACAACACCGUAAGACUCCUAGAAGAGAACAUAGGUAAAGCAUUCUCUGACAUAAAUCGUACCAAUGUUUUCUUAGGUCACUCUCCCGAGAGAACAGAGAUAAAAGCAAAAAAUAAACAAAUGGGACCUAAAUGAACUUAAGCUGUUACACAGCAAAAGAAACCAUAAACACAACAAAAAGACAACCUAUGGACUGGAAGAAAAUAUUUGCAAAUGAUGUUACCAACAAGGGCUUAAUUUCCAAAAUAUACAAACAGCUCAUACAAGUCAACAACAAAAAAUAAACAACCCAAUCCAAAAGUGGGCAGAAGACCUAAAUAGACAUUUCUGCAAAGACAACAUACAGAUGGCCAACGUGCACAUGAAAAGAUGCUCAACAUCACUAAUUAUUAGAGAAAUGCAAAUCAAAACUACAAAUCAAAAUGUCACACACCAGUCAGAAUGACCAUCAUUAAAAAGUCUACAAAUAACAAAUGCUGGAGAAGGCGUGGAGAAAGCGGAACCAUCCUACACUGUUGGUAGGAAUGUAAACUGGUGCAGCUACUAUGGAAAACAGUAUGGAGGUUCCUCAAAAAACUAAAAAUAGUUGCCAUAUGAUCCAGCAAUACCACUCCUGGGCAUGUAUCCAGACAAAACUAUAAUUCAGAAAGAUAGAUACAGGCACCCCUAUGUUUACAGCAGCACUAUUUACAAUAGCCAAGACAUGGAAACAACCGAAAUGUCCAUCAACAGAUGAAUGGAUAAAGAUGUGGUACAUACCUACAAUGGAAUAUUACUGAGCCAUAAAAAAGAACGAAAUCAUGCCAUUUGCGGCAACAUGGAUGGACCUAGAGAUGAUCAUACUAAGUGAAGUAUGUCAGAAAGAGAAAGACAAAUACCAUAUGAUCUCACUUAUAUGUGGAAUCUAAAAUAUGAUACAAGUGAACUUAUCUGAAACAGAAACAGACUCACAGACACAGAGAACAGACGUGUGGUUGCCAAGGAGGAGGGGGGGUGGGGGGAAGGAUGGAUUGGGAGGCUGGGAUUAGCAGAUGCCAACUAUUAUAUAUAGAAUGGGUAAACAACAAGGUCCUACUCUAGCACAGGGAACUAUAUCCAAUAUUCUGUGAUAAACCAUAAUGGAAAAGAAAAAAAAAAAAUCACUUGGCUUUAAAAUGCAUGAACCAGCAUUUACUUACCACAACUAGUCAGUCCUCCGAUUUCUCAUCAGAGGGUUCUUCGGUGUCAGAAAACCUCAGCUAUCAAGGCUUGGAGAGUGAGCACACUCGGCAGCAAAUACACAGCACAGAGUCUGUUCCUGAAUCCUUACGGGUCACAGCCUCCGAGCCCCCAGCCCUGGUCACUGUCUUACAACAGGGGCCGCCCCUCGGGGGUUGGUCAUCACCUGGGUAUUUCAGCCCUGAAUGCUAGGUAUCCUCAGGAGCGUAGACACAAAUGUUGUUCUAGAGCGGCUCUUUAAUUCACAGUUGCUGUACUUCAGUGGUCCUCCACCUCAGUGUCCAUUCAAACCACCCGGGAGCAUUUAAACUCCUGGUGUCCAGGCCACGCCCUGGAACCUGCCAAAUCUGAGAACCGGGGCCCUAUUUAAGAGAGAAGGAAAAUGUGUCAUAUAUUUAGGCACACUUACAUCGAAAGUGACCUUUAAAAUUUUGAAAGCACUUUUGAGCAUUUCUAAUUGUAUGGAAAAGUUACUUCUCCAGAAUAAUUUUUGCUCACAGAACUCAAAUAGAUGAAGUCCCAUUAUUAUAGACUAAUGUGCUCCAGAUGAAAAUGUCUCCAGCUUGGGUUCAGUUUUAUUCUGCUUCCUGAGAACGCAUGAAGAGCAGAACAUUUCAUAGUAAUCCUCUUGAACCACUAAGUCCUGUUUCAAAAGAUUCUUUGAAUUCUUUGACUAUUUUCUAGGGACUGCACAAAAGCAGUCAUCUUAACAUUUGUCCACCCUCUUCCAAUAAGCUGGAGAGAAAAAGGCACGUUCCAUCCCUGUGCCCUUAGCAGUACAAUGACAUUAGAGCCAGACACGGACUCCAGAAAGCUUUCUGAUUAUACUAAAAACACACCUACUCUUCACUUAGUUCUAAAGAAUCAGGUAGGGAAAUGUUUGGUUUUUUUUUAGCAAUUGUCAUAAAUAAAACCCUAAAUAAAUAUAUCUCUAGGUCUUUUUGGUCACUUAUGAAAUGUAGUUUUGUUUUGAGACCUCUCAACCCAAGAUUUUCCCUCCUUAUGUAAACAUACUAGCUAAUUUUGAAAAAAAAAAGAAAAUAAAGGAGAAUCCAUCUGG